AUGGAGUGCGUCUUCCGCCCGGCCCAGAGCACCGACUGCGACCACGUCAUGGCCAUGAUCCGCGAGAUUGCCGAAUAUCAUAACAAGCUGGACAAGGUGACAAUUAACUCCCAGGUGUUGGGGGCUGACAGGUUUGGAGGGGACCCCUUCUACCAAUGUCUCGUAGCAGAACUGGCCCCAGAGCAAGAAGACAAGCAAGGUCACCUAAUCAGCUACGUCUUAUUCUUCUUUGGGUACAGUGUGAACACAGGCCGUAUCGUCUACUUGGAGAAUCUGUAUGUGGUCUCUGAAUUCAGAGGCCCGGGGAUCGGGAAGAAGCUGCUGAGUGAAAUGGCUAAGGCGGUGCUGGCCCGGGGCUGCAGCGAGAUGAAGUUCAUGGUGGUGGCGUGGAACAGCCAGGCCCUGGCGUGGUACCGGCACCUCGGGGCCCAGGACAAGACGGAGGCGAGCGACUGGCACUGCUUCGAGCUGGGGGCCGAGGCCCUGCGCAGGCUGGCAGGGGACGGACGGUGAUUCGGGGCCAUGGGGAGCCGGGCUGGGGCCACGGAGCUAAACCAGCCGGAGCCCUCCGGGCCCCAUGGAGUCCUGCGUCUGCACCCCACAGCCCUCCAUCCCUCCUUCCAUCCCACACAGCCCUCCAUCCAUCCAGCCCUCCUUCCAUCCCCCAUAGCCCUCCAGCCCUCCUUCCAUCCCCCAUAGCCCUCCAUCCCUCCUUCCAUC
Caretta caretta (loggerhead turtle) is the source of this 720-nucleotide messenger RNA. Lineage: Eukaryota; Metazoa; Chordata; Testudines; Cheloniidae. The record is from RefSeq and is a predicted model, not a curated record.